This is a messenger RNA of Trematosphaeria pertusa, 1324 nucleotides long. RefSeq lists its product as uncharacterized. The coding region runs from base 363 to 1298 and encodes 311 amino acids. Lineage: Eukaryota; Fungi; Ascomycota; Dothideomycetes; Pleosporales; Trematosphaeriaceae. The record is from RefSeq and is a predicted model, not a curated record. The transcript has a single exon.
GCGUCCGCCAUUGCAACACUGCAAUUGCAGCGCAGAAAAUAUUGCGGCCAUCCUUUUAUUCGCUGCGUGGGGAAUGGGGAGUGGGGCGGGCUCCGCACCCUUGGUUGAAGGUAUUGACCGCAUCCAUCCUUUUCGGUGAGUUCAUUAUCUUGUUGGUGAGGCUCUUCUGGGCAGAAAAAUUGCGCUCAGUUGGGUGUGCGUUUGGUUGGGCGAGCAAAUUUGCGAGACGUCCACACACCCGCUGACGCACACUUAUAUACCUCUCCUCUCGGCUGUGUUCUGCCCACCCUGAAUUCCUUCAUCCCACAGUACCUACACUCCUAGACACCUGCAUUCCACAUUAAAUCACUCCGCCCUCCACAAUGGCGACCAGCAACACCACCUCGCCACCCCCACCCGAACCCACCAUGACAGCAGCCUCAAGUCUCCCCUACGGCCUCGCCGGCUUCCUCACACACAUCAUCAUCUACAUAAUCCUCGUCUUCCUCAUCGCCGACCGAUCACCGUGGGGCGGCCGUCCGCUCAAGACAACCACGCUCCGCAAAGCCCUCGGCUUCCUCACCAUCUUCUUCGCCGGCGCUACAGUCCUCCUGCAACCCGACUCGAUCGACGACUCGCCGCCCCUCGUUCUCAUCACCGUCAACAACACCACGCUGCCCUUCUACCUCGGCCUGCUGUGCGUGCUGGCCGGCGACCGCGGCGAGCAGGAGGAGAAGGAGCACGAGGACCCAGACCAAGCAUUGAGAGUGCACGUUUACGCCCAGCUGCGCUGGAACAUCCUCAUGGGCUUCUUGGGGCUGUACGUCAUCAGCGCGUUGCUCAGCCUGGGGGGCAGCUUCGUCCUGGCCGCUACGUACAUCAGGGAAACGCCGAUCCGCGAGGGUUUAUGCCUCGGCUUCGUCUUCGUGGAUCUCGCCUUCAUUACGUGCAAUGCAAUAUCGAUGUAUCGGCAGUACCGCGCCGGGCUUGCAGCGCGCGGAGGAGACGCGCAGGGCGAGGAGGAGGAGAAAGGCGAGAAGAAGGAGGAGGACCUCGCGUCGGCGGUAGCGCCGUUAUCACUAUCGCUAUUUCAACGCCUGUGGUUCCUGCUCUCGCGGUUUCUCGUGCUGGUGUGUGUCUGGACCGUGCUGCUGACGCCGCUGUUUGGAGACGUGGUGCUGACUGCUUGCACGGGGGAUGGUGGGGGUUUGGAUGCCGCUGCGGCUGCAAGGCAGGAAAGUGGUGUUAAGGUGGAGUUUGGGCAGGCGGCGUAUAUUGUCUCUGUGGCGCUGCCUUUUGGGGCUAUUUUUAUUGUUUGAGGGGACUGGCUACCCGUUGGUUAUGG